CAGUCUUUUUUUGAUCGUCCAGACUGAGACAAGUACACGCCAGACAACUCCCUCCCUUUUCCACCUCCUUCCAACUUCAGCGAUUCCUUUUAAGGACGUCGUCCGCACUCAGCAUAUCAUUCCAACGUCGCGUUCAUCGUUCAACUCAUAAAAUCUUUUUCUUUUCUUUUCUUAUACGCGUCCCUUUUCAACUCGUUGUUAGAAGGUCAUAUGGCCUAUCGCCGUCAACCUACUUCAACAACAACUAACUCUCCAUCUUAUCCUUAUUCCAACGCCGCGGCUCAUCACAGCCAACAACCUUCCCUUUCCGGUCAGAGUAUUCAAGACGACCCCGCCUCUUCAUCAUCUCCAACAAUGCGUAAGCGCCAACGCACGGACCUCAAUUUGGCAAAUCCUGUCAUUGCGGAUCCUUCACAGCAACCGCCACAACCUGGUAAUCAACAACAACCUCACCAACAACAUCUACCUCAACCAGUUCAACAACCAGGUGUACCAGAAGAUGGUUUCAUUCACGAUCAGGACGCUGCAGAGAGCGGUGGUGAUGACGACGAUGAAGAGGAGAAACCAAAGUCUGACAAGAAGGCAGGAAGGCGAAAGAUUAAGAUCGAAUUUAUUCAAGAUAAAUCGAGACGUCACAUAACAUUCUCCAAAAGGAAAGCUGGCAUCAUGAAAAAGGCCUAUGAACUCUCUACCCUCACAGGUACUCAGGUCCUUCUCCUUGUCGUUUCAGAAACAGGUCUUGUAUACACUUUCACCACAUCCAAGCUUCAACCCCUUGUCACUCAACCAGAGGGCAAAAAUCUCAUUCAAGCAUGUCUAAAUGCUCCACACGGCUCGCUUCCCUCUGCAAUGCCAGUUGGUGCCCCUAUAGGUCGUGCAUCAGGACCCAUGUCUUUGCCCGGUCCUGGAAGCACUAAUCUUCCAGGAGGGCUUGCUAUUCCAGGCGGUCCUGUAGGUGGCCCUCAGAGCGCUACGAAGGAAGACGGUGACGAUGAAGGUGACGAAGAGGCCGCUCGCGGUAAUCGCGCAGCCGCGGCUGGGGACAAGCGUCGUCGGCGUCCAUCCACAACUGGCUCUGGGCCUCGCGGUGGACCAGGAUCCCCACAGACCCCUAAUAGUACUAUCCCUCCUCCCCUUUCCAUUCCAGCUGCAUCCCAGCACCAGCAGGCACCUCAGGCACCGCCCCCACCACAAAUAUCUCUUGGCUCUCCGACGAGUCCCCAGCAGCAACACUCCCAAGUGCCUCAGUCCCCUCAGUAUGGAACGUCGCCAACUGGAGGAUACGCUCAUGCUCAACAUCAUGGUCAUCAUGCGCCUGGGGGCGGUCAUGGUGGAAGCCCAACUGACCCUGGCAUGUACGGCGGCCACAUGGGCUUGCCUCCUCCAGGUGCUUACUCAUACCCUGGUCCUGGAGGCCCUGGUGGCCAAGGUGGUCAACCGUUGGGUGGUCUAGCUGCUGCUGCCGCGCAGCACUCGCAUUGGGCCCCGCCCCCGCCCGUCAGUCAGGGUGGUCAUUACGGCAGAAGAUGAUGAAGAUACGAAUAAUGACGCGUGCUGACUCUGAUCGUGCAUGAUAAGCUUUCUUGUCCGUCCAAACUGGGUUGUUUUAUGCUUUUUCCCUUUCUCUCUACGUGCUUCGGGCUUCUGCUUCUUCGUCUCAGCUUCCCUGCUGUUACUUACUCGAGCUGUCUCGGCUGAAUUUGUACAAAUAAUUGAUCAAUUCGUCUGUCAUUCCCACCGUUUCGUCUUAUCCAUAUUUCUUUGUCAAUUCUCAUUCAGUAUUUUGGAUGUUAUCAUGUGGUUUGCUAUGACGGCGUCAAAAGUUUGUGCUUAGUACUCGUUUCCAUUCAUACACGACUGCAUCUGUGCUACCAGGUAUCAUUCAACAAAGGAAGUGAUUUUCAUGUCA
Messenger RNA from Suillus paluster, 1909 nucleotides. Its product is annotated as SRF-TF-domain-containing protein. Gene Ontology annotation, biological process: positive regulation of transcription by RNA polymerase II. The coding region runs from base 211 to 1530 and encodes 439 amino acids. Gene Ontology annotation, molecular function: RNA polymerase II cis-regulatory region sequence-specific DNA binding; protein dimerization activity; DNA-binding transcription factor activity, RNA polymerase II-specific. NCBI's taxonomy places the organism in Eukaryota, Fungi, Basidiomycota, Agaricomycetes, Boletales, Suillaceae. The transcript is spliced from 3 exons. The record is from RefSeq and is a predicted model, not a curated record.